This is a messenger RNA of Daucus carota subsp. sativus, 1892 nucleotides long. RefSeq lists its product as uncharacterized. Lineage: Eukaryota; Viridiplantae; Streptophyta; Magnoliopsida; Apiales; Apiaceae. Bases 138 to 1526 code for a protein of 462 amino acids. Gene Ontology annotation, molecular function: ubiquitin protein ligase activity. The transcript is spliced from 8 exons. The record is from RefSeq and is a predicted model, not a curated record. Gene Ontology annotation, biological process: positive regulation of ERAD pathway.
AAAGCAAAGACCCCAAAAUAACUCAUAAACCAGCGCGUACAGUUCAAGUAAUCAACCAAACAGGCCCUUAAUCUCUCUCUACAGACACCUCCGUUUCUCUCACUCCUCUGACUUCUUCUCCCACUCCCUCCUCCUCCAUGGAAGAAGAACAACAAACCCCAUUACAAUCCCCACCUCUACACACACAUAUACACACAGAAAUGCAAGAAAACAAUAAUAAUGAUGAUAAUAAUAAUAUGAAUAAUUUAAGAACAUCAAGAACAAGAUACUCAUCACUUGUGUCAACAUUUCGGUUCUUGCAAGCCCCUCUCUCCUCUCUAGUCUCUCACUACUUCCCCGUUCCUCAAAGCCCUAAUUUCACUUUCUCCAAUGAGAUUGAUGUUAGUAGUGUUGACAGUGGUGGGGCCGGUGGUGGGCCCACUGAGGUUUCUAUUGAAAUCAUGGCUGAUCAGAGUGAUGAUCGUGAUGGGGGUGGUGUAUUACGUGGGAAUGGUGGCGGGGUUGUGGGGGAGAUUGGUGUUAGUGAGGGUGAUCAAGUUGGGGGAGAUGAAGGUGAGUCUUUGAUUAGGAGUUCAGGUGGGGCCCACCAGAAUGUAGGUUCUGGGGGUGAUGAAUCUGCUCAGUCUUCGUCGUCGUAUGAGCAUCGGUAUGAUUUGCAGCAGGCGGCGAGGCUGAUUGAGCGGGUUAUUCCGUUUUCUUUUCUCUUGUUGCUUGUUUUUAUUCGUCAGCAUUUGCAAGGAUUCUUUGUCACAAUUUACAUAACUGCGUUCAUGUUCAAGUCGAAUGAUAUUCUUAAGAGGCAAACUGUUCUAAAGGGGGAAAGGAAACUGUCAGUUCUGGUUGGAUAUUUCUUAGUUUUUGUACUUCACGUAAUUGGGCUCCCUUGGUGGUACUGGAAUGAGGAUAUGUUAAACCCAUUAAUCAUGGUUCCUCCAAAAGCAAUACCACCCUUUUGGCAUGCUAUGUUUACCAUUCUGGUUAAUGAUACUAUGGUGCGGCAAGCAGCAAUGGCUUUUAAAUUGAUUCUGCUAAUGUAUUACAGGAAUGGCAGGGCUCAUGAUUUUCGUAGACAGGGCCAACUGCUGACUCUAGUUGAAUACACAUUGCUGCUGUAUCGUACACUGUUGCCAACACCUGUCUGGUACCGAUUCUUUUUGAACAAAGAUUAUGGAAGUCUUUUUUCGUCACUGACAACAGGGCUAUACCUAACCUUUAAGCUAACAUCAGUUGUUGAAAAGGUCCGAUCCUUCUUCUCUGCCUUUAAAGCUUUAUCCCGAAAGGAAAUGCACUAUGGGUCUUAUGCCACACUGGAGCAGGUAAAGGAUGCAGGUGACUUGUGUACUAUUUGCCAGGAAAAGAUGAGUGUACCAGUUCUGUUGCGUUGUAAACAUGUGUUUUGCGAGGACUGCGUUUCUGAAUGGUUUGAGAGAAAAAGGACCUGCCCUUUAUGCAGGGCAUUAAUUCGACCAGCUGAUCUGAAAUCAUAUGGCGAUGGUUCUACUAGUUUGUCUGUCCAGUUAUAUUAGAAAUUUUGUUCUACUUCACAGAUUGCAUUUUCUUUGCGGUCAGGGACUGUCGGCUGUUCAUAAUUUAUCUCUGUGUUGCUCUGAAAGAAUCAGCAUAACCAAUAAGAGAAUUGGAUUGACAAGGCCGUGGAUACAACAAAGAGAUGAGGAAAUUCCAGAUGAAACGAUCCCGCCUGAUGUACAUAUGUCUGGAAACUUGACGAUUCAAUAAUUUUAGUCUAUAAAGUGUAUACAUGUUCAUAAAAUCGAUAGAACCAUUUUUUAGUGAAUUUAUUGAUGUUUCAGAUUUGGUUGGUUCGAAAGAGUAAUUGUAUUAGAAACUGUGAUUUUAUGAGAAAUUAUUUUGGAAUGACUGGGUUUAAGUGC